Molecule: messenger RNA, 1704 nt
Organism: Pomacea canaliculata
Lineage: Eukaryota; Metazoa; Mollusca; Gastropoda; Architaenioglossa; Ampullariidae
Product: C-factor-like
Exons: 2
Coding region: 300-1064 (254 amino acids)
Source: RefSeq, a predicted model, not a curated record
AGUCUACACAGAAUAGGGGCAGCCAUCACAUCGACUCCUCACAGCACGCGCCUCGGAUGCGUGAAAACCCAGCUUCGGCCUUGAGACAACUUUUUCUGUAAAAUUCGUAGAUUUUACCAGGAAAUAUUCAAACAGGAUAUAUAACCUUGAGGCAAUAAACUCCGAGCAGACAAACAUCGACUGAUGCAAAGUGUCGAUCACGCAUACCGACAGUUAUCUCCGACAGAACUCUGUACAGUGAAAUCUCGUUUUUAAGACGUCAGACAACUCGAUCGUCUUCUCCCUCGCAGUUUUACAAAAUGAGUCUGAGAUCAGUUUUAGUCACUGGAGCAAGUCGUGGUCUGGGUCUGGAAUUUGUCAGGCAGAUCAUCGCUCAAAAAGAUCCUCCGAAGUAUGUUUUCGCAGCGUGCCGCAGUCCACAAAAUGCUGCGGAACUUCAAGCGCUAGCGAAAGAAAACAGCAACGUGAUUAUCAUCAAGCUUGAUGUUACUGACGACAGCGACAUUGAUUCGGCAGUCGAGCAGACGAGAGCUGUUUUGAAGAAUGAGGGAUUGAAUUUAUUGAUCAACAAUGUUGGGAUCUCCAAUAGGUCUAUAGGUGGAGAUCUUCAGCAACAGAUGCGCAAUGACCUGCAGUCGCACUUCGACACCAACGUCUCAGCUUCCAUAAUAGUCACACAAAAAUUCUUGCCGCUGCUAAAAAAGGCUGCAGAGGACAACAGCAGCCUGCCUCUGGGUUGCAGCAGGGCUGCUGUAAUCAACAUUUCAUCAGUUUUGGGUUCCAUUACAAAAGCAUUGGAAGGGACUGGCAAUCAGGAUUACAACUACUUUGUAUCAAAAGCUGCCUUGAACAUGGCUACAGCUCUCAUGUCCGUAGAGCUAAGGAGAUAUGGCAUACUUGUAGCAGCUCUACACCCUGGCUGGGUGAAGACAGACAUGGGAGGUCCCAAUGCUGUGCUGGAUAAGGAGACAAGCAUCCAGAAAUGUUGGUCAGUCAUCAAGAAUGCAUCUGAGAAAUCUUGUGGACUUCAUUUGAGUUACGAUGGCACUAUCAUACCCUUUUGAAACAGUCUGGUUAUUAUCUGCUAGUCAUUGCAUGGUAUAUGAUUUUGGAUAACACAGUUUAUUAUACAUUUUGCAUGUUCAUUAAACUAGACAAAGUACAAAUCAUAUGCAGCUUUUACUCUUUCCUAAUAUGUUUUGAUAAGGUGACCAGACGUCCCGCUUUAGGCGGGACAGUCCCGAUUUUGACCUCGUGUCCCGGUUGAAUAUCGGGCGGGACGCCCAAUGUCCCGCUUUCUGGCUUUCUGGCAAGUCCAUCAAAUGUCCCGAUUGUCUUUAAAAAUCACUUUUUUCGGCGUUUUUUGACGGUGACGACACCAUCAUCGGCACGUGUCCCGCUUUCUCCCCCGAAACGUCUGGUCACCUUAGUUUUGAUCAUGUAUGAACAUAGCAGCUUUUAUUGACUUUUGUAAACUGAUCAAAGAAAUUAACACUUGUUUUUCAGCAGUGUAUGUGAUUGACACAGGAGCAUUUACUGUUAGUUUAAUUUUUAUACCAGUAUUUCCCAAUCAGCAUUAUGUGUUCAUCUUUUAAUAAUUUGCAUUCAGAAAUUACUUAGCUCAUAAAGCAGAUUGUAGUAUUGUUUGCAUACUUCUGACAUGGCUAGGAAUUUACUAAAAUAAAGUUCAUGUUUGGAAUGGCA